Molecule: messenger RNA, 500 nt
Organism: Olea europaea var. sylvestris
Lineage: Eukaryota; Viridiplantae; Streptophyta; Magnoliopsida; Lamiales; Oleaceae
Product: universal stress protein A-like protein
Exons: 3
Coding region: 1-279 (92 amino acids)
Source: RefSeq, a predicted model, not a curated record
AUGCUUAAAACUUAUUUUUGGCCGCAUUUGCUACUCAAUCAUGCUCUGCAGAUUUGUACUGAGAAAAAGGUAGAAGCAAAAAGUUCACUCCUUGAGGGAGAUCCAAAGGAAGUGAUUUGUGAAGCUGCAGAGCUCAUGCAAAUGGAUCUUCUUGUUGUAGGUAGCCGUGGACUUGGAAUGAUCAAGAGGGCUUUCUUGGGAAGUGUUAGUGACCAUGUUGCUCAUCAUGCAAAAUGCGCCGUUCUCAUUGUAAAGCCAUCGAAAGAAUCCCAAAAAUAGUUGUAAAAAUGUGGCUUUGAAGUCUUCACUUAUGUGCACGAGAUAGUUAUCCCAAAAAUAGUUGUAAAAAUGUGGCUUUGAAUUCUUCACUUAUGUGCACAAGAUAGUUACUCUUUUCAUAGCUCUGCGAAAAAGGAUUUGAUCGUCUUCCGUUUUACUUUAUGCUUAAAACUUAUUUUUGGCCGCAUUUGCUCGCCAAAAUAUUAACGAACUCUUGCUGA